Molecule: messenger RNA, 1291 nt
Organism: Stegodyphus dumicola
Lineage: Eukaryota; Metazoa; Arthropoda; Arachnida; Araneae; Eresidae
Product: WD repeat-containing protein 55
Molecular function (GO): protein binding
Source: RefSeq, a predicted model, not a curated record
AGUGGGUGUUUUCCAAAUUACAAUAUUCAGUUUUUCACCAACUGGUCGGAAGAUUUGAAAUUGUGCACUGAAAGAGUGGAGGUUGAGAACCACGUUAUAUUAAAUUCGUCGAAGUAAAUAACGAGAAGUAAAGGAAACAAGGAUGACAUCCAGUGAUGAUGAAUCUGCGUCAUCAUUCGAUGAUAAUGUUUCAUUUAUUGAUAGUGAAGAAGGUGAAAUAUUGCCACAAGUUGAUGUCCCUAAAGAUAUUGAACUGAAGUCUGUAAUUGUUGAUAUAUGUUGCCAUCCCAAGAAAAAUGUGAUAGCAGCUGGAACUAUUGAUGGUCCUGUGCAUUUGUAUUCAUUUGAAAAAAAUAGCGAAUGUAAAGAAAUUCUUACUUUUGAACAUCAUAAAAAGUCUUGUAGAGCUGUGAAAUAUUCACAAUCAGGAAAUUACCUUUUUACAGCCUCCCAAGAUACAACAAUUUAUGUUGUUGACCUUGAAACCAAUUCUGUGCAUCGUAAAUUUUCCCGGCCAGAUGGAUCGCCUAUUUAUUCUUUAUUACCUGUGGAUGAUUAUUUUUUAGCUGCAGGAGAAGAUGGAGGGCAAGUAGUUAUAUGGGAUUUUCGAAUGCAAGCUCCUAUAGCUUGUUUUGAAGACUGUGAUGAUUAUAUCAGCAGCUUGUGUGUAAAUAAAGAAAAAAAAAUUCUUUUAUCAACCAGUGGAGAUGGUCUGCUUUCAGCUUAUAAUGUACGCUCAGGGAAAAUGAUGGCACAGUCAGAAGCAUUUGAUUAUGAAUUAUUAUCUUCUGCUAUUUUUAAAGAUGGAAGUAAAGUUGUUGUUGGUGAUAGUGAUGGUUCUUUGGACUUUUUUAAUUGGGGUGAGUUUGGUAGCAUAAGUGACAGAUUUCCUGGCCAUCCUGGUACUGUUGAUGUUUUAGCUGUUGUUGGUGAUGAUGUUGUAUGUACAGGCUGUGAAGAUGGUAAAAUAAGAGCUGUGCAGCUGUUCCCUAACAGGUUCUUGGGAAUUUUAGGAAGCCAUCAUGGUUUUCCAGUUGAAGCUCUUUCUGUUUCUCAUGAUUCAAGUGUGGUUGCAAGUUCAUCAUAUGACCAAAAAAUAAAAUUUUGGGAUUUGUCAAGUAUAGAAGAUGCUAAGUCAGAAGAGGUUGUUGACUCUAAGAAGGGAAAGCAGUUGAAUAAACAGAUAGAUAGCUUUUUCUCUGAUUUAGCUGACUAAUUUAUAUUUCUGUAUGACAUUAUUGUAGAAUAUUAAUCUGUAAUUAAAAUGUUUUGAAAUAAGUUAUAGUUCAAA